AAUGGUUAGGAAGAAGAAGAUAGCAAUUGAUUUGUACUUAGAAUGGUUUCCUCCAAGAGUUAGAGGUAAUGGAAAAGGUUACGUACAGCCAAUGGCUGGGUUGGAGAUUGGUUCAGAUAGUUUGCGUUUGAGUUUGCCAACCACCGAUGCCAGAGGUUUGGAUUAUGCUAUAUAUUUGGCUGUAAUGCAGUCACCUUUUUUUGCUCCGCUUGGUGAAUGCAAUGUAGACUAG
Dimorphilus gyrociliatus is the source of this 232-nucleotide messenger RNA. NCBI's taxonomy places the organism in Eukaryota, Metazoa, Annelida, Polychaeta, Dinophilidae. The record is from the annotation of a GenBank genome assembly.